This is a messenger RNA of Xenopus laevis (African clawed frog), 1728 nucleotides long. It is a transcript of the gene cel.S, whose product is annotated as carboxyl ester lipase, gene 1 S homeolog. The record is from RefSeq and is marked predicted. NCBI's taxonomy places the organism in Eukaryota, Metazoa, Chordata, Amphibia, Anura, Pipidae. Gene Ontology annotation, molecular function: sterol ester esterase activity; acetylesterase activity; triacylglycerol lipase activity. Gene Ontology annotation, cellular component: extracellular region. Gene Ontology annotation, biological process: retinol metabolic process.
CUAAAGCAGAAGGGAUGGCAUUGUGGGCAACUCUCACCCUGGCAUUCACAUGCCUGGUAGUGGCACAAGCUAAAACGCUUGGCAUAGUUCACACAGAGGGCGGAUUUGUUGAAGGAACCAAUAAGAAGAUUGGGAUUCUCUUCCCUGACUACAUUGAUAUUUUCAAAGGUAUCCCCUUUGCUGCUCCUCCCAAGCCCUUUGAAAAAGCAGAGAAACAUCCGGGAUGGUCAGGCACCCUGAAAACUGAAGACUACAAGCCGCGCUGUUUGCAAGCCACCAUCACCCAAAACAAUGUCUUUGGAAGUGUCGAUUGUCUCUAUCUGAACAUUUGGGUACCUCAGACCCGCUCUGCAGUGUCCACAAAACUCCCGGUCAUGAUCUGGAUCUUUGGAGGGGGUUUUUUACUUGGCAGUGGUCAAGGAGCCAACUUCUUAAACAACUACCUUUAUGACGGUGAAGAAAUUGCCAUACGUGGCAAGGUCAUCGUAGUGACCUUCAACUACCGCGUGGGACCGUUGGGAUUUCUCAGCACCGGCGACUCCAAUGCACCUGGUAACUAUGGACUGUGGGAUCAGCACAUGGCCAUCUCCUGGGUGAAGAGGAACAUUGCAGCGUUUGGCGGGGACCCAAACAACAUCACCCUAUUCGGAGAGUCCGCUGGAGGUGCCAGUGUUUCUCUGCAGACUUUAACACCUUACAACGUGGGACUGAUUCAGCGGGCCAUCAGCCAGAGUGGGGUGGGACUGUGCCCAUGGGCCAUUCAGAGGGACCCUCUCAUAUGGGCCAAAUCGCUCGCCUCCAAGGUUGGGUGCCCUGUGAAUAAUACGGCUGAGCUGGCAAACUGCUUGCGAAACACAGACCCUGGUGCCCUCACCAUAGCCUAUCAGCUGCAACUCUUCAAUCUUGAAUAUCCUUUAGUCCAUUACUUGGCCUACUCGCCGGUCAUAGACGGAGACUUCAUCCCCGAUGAGCCGAGGAACCUAUUCUCUAAUGCAGCUGGGGUAGACUACAUCGCAGGAGUAAACAACAUGGAUGGACACCUAUUUGCCGGGGUUGAUAUGCCUGUUAUAAACCAGCCUCUCCAUAAAAUCAGCGCUGAACAGGUACAGAAAGUGGUGCAGGGCUUGACCCUAGCCAAAGGCUCCCCAGCACUAGACAUUGCAUACAAUCUCUACUCUGCUGGCUGGGGGGCCAAUCCCAGUCAAGAGGAUAUGAAGAGGACGGUGGUUGAAGUGGAAACAGACUAUGUCUUCCUGGCUGCCACUCAGGAGGCUCUGGCCCUACAUUUCCAGAAUGCCAAGGGCGCCAAGACAUACAGUUAUUUGUUUAGCCACCCCACCCGCAUGCCUGUUUACCCCAACUGGGUGGGGGCUGACCACGCCGAUGACCUGCAGUAUAUGUUUGGGAAACCAUUUGCCACCCCGCUGGCUUACAGACCCAAAGACAGAGAUGUGGCCCAGUUCAUGAUCGCUUAUUGGACCAACUUUGCAGCGACUGGAGACCCCAACACGGGCGAAUCCAGCGUCCCUACCCCCUGGCUGGCCUACUCAACUGAGAACGGGCAAUACCUUGAAAUCACCAACAAGAUAAACUACCAAUCCAUGAAGCAGAGCCUGCGUUCCCCAUACGUCAAAUUCUGGGCACAAACAUAUACGGAUUUGCCAAGUGUAUAACUGGUUAAAAUGGCUACUUAUUAAAGAUUUGUUUUUUUUUGUUGGUGGCUUUAAA